This is a messenger RNA of Vigna radiata var. radiata (mung bean), 1196 nucleotides long. RefSeq names its product RNA-binding protein 1. Gene Ontology annotation, molecular function: mRNA binding. Bases 176 to 934 code for a protein of 252 amino acids. Lineage: Eukaryota; Viridiplantae; Streptophyta; Magnoliopsida; Fabales; Fabaceae. The transcript has 6 exons. The record is from RefSeq and is a predicted model, not a curated record.
UCCAUUUGCCCAACUUAGUACAGUGAAGUUCCUCAGUCCUUAGUUAGUCCCAUCACCCAGAUCAAACUGACUCAGUUUUCUACACCAACAGCAGCAACACGCAAACUACACCUACGAUUAGGGUUUCCGCCAUUCCCCAAAUAUCCAUCUUUCAAAAAUUAGGGAUUCUUCGGCCAUGACGGACGGCUAUUGGAAUCGGCAACAGGCGCUUCUCCCCCACUCCGGCAUGCUCAAGCGACCGCGUUCGGAAUAUGAUAUGCCAGCUUCUGGUCUGUCUUCAGGUAAUGAGAUUCAUAAUUAUAUUGCUCGUGAUGAUGACCGUACUGUUCACCGAAUGCUAAAGGACACAAAAACAAUUGGAACUGCUUAUGACCGCUACCUUCAGAGUGGGCAGGUUUCUUCAUUUGCCUCUGGGGAAGCCAGUACUGUUGGUGGUAUUGGGUUGGCUAGGGGUGGUGGUGGGGGAUUACCAGGCCAUUCACUAGCUGAUCCUGCUGUUUUGGGGCGUCAUGGAGGUGCUGGUCCAGAUCUACCACCAAAUGGACGGGGUGUUAAUUAUGGUGGUCAGCUACCUGUAGAUGCCGUUUCCAGGCCUGGACCUGAGACGGUACCUCUACCUCCAGAUGCUUCUAGCACUUUGUAUGUUGAAGGUCUUCCAUCUGAUAGCACAAGAAGAGAAGUGGCUCAUAUUUUCCGCCCCUUUGUUGGAUAUAGAGAAGUGAGACUUGUGAGCAAAGAAUCCAAACAUCGGGGUGGAGACCCUUUAAUCCUUUGUUUUGUGGACUUUGCAAAUCCAGCUUGUGCAGCAACUGCUAUGAGUGCCUUGCAAGGUUAUAAAGUUGAUGAACUCAGCCCUGAGUCCAGUCACUUGCGGCUUCAGUUUUCUCGGUAUCCUGGUCCAAGAAGUGGACCUGCAUCUCGAGGUAAAAGAUGAGGUUGUUCUGAUAGGCCAUUUAUGUGUUAUGCUCAUCUGAAUGUGGAUGGUUCUUUAUACCAUGUAUUGGGGGCGAUACUCCAUAUGCUGUUUUAUUUGUUCCCUCCGGAUAUUAGGGCAUUUUAAAUACAUAUAGGCUGAGAUCAGAGUACAAUUUCAAUUAGAAAAAAGUCUAACAAAUUCGGAUUUUAGUACAUGUAUUCAAUUACUCUGCUGUAUCAUUAUUUGUUAAAUUUAGUAUAUUAACAGAUCUAUGGUAGCG